This is a messenger RNA of Brugia pahangi, 990 nucleotides long. The record is from the annotation of a GenBank genome assembly. Lineage: Eukaryota; Metazoa; Nematoda; Chromadorea; Rhabditida; Onchocercidae.
AUGAGGCCUCACUUGGACGAUGAUGCAUUACAUUAUAAAAAAAGACAACAGGAAGCGGAAAAUCUUCGAAGGGUUGCAUUUUACGGUGUAGCAUUAUCAACCAUAGCUUCAUUUAUAUGCGCAAUUUCCGUACCAAUGUUUUAUAAUUAUUUGCAACAUGUACAAUCUGUUAUGCAAAAUGAAGUGGACUUUUGUAAAUCACGCUCAAGUAAUAUUUGGCGUGAAGUAACACGAACACAGGUAUUAUCAAAAGUAAAUGGUGAAUUACGGAGCCGUAGGCAAGCCGGUUAUGACAGCUAUUCGACCAGUGAGGACAUACGUGGUGCUGGUGUUAGUGGUAGUGUUAUGACAAGUUUUGGUGGAGUUACGGGUGCACCUUCUGCACCUGGUGGUGGUUGCUGCGGUUGUGGUGUAUCACCACCUGGGCCACCUGGUGAGCCUGGUCCAGAUGGAAGUGAUGGUGCUGAUGGUGAACCAGGACCACCAGGUAAAGAUGGAGAGGAUGCACCACAGGAACCACCUACGCAACCUCAUAUUGAAUGGUGUUUCGAUUGUCCAGAUGCACCAGCCGGUCCAGCAGGAAAUCCAGGACCGAAAGGUCCAAAGGGUAGACCUGGACCACCAGGAAAGGAUGCAGAUGGUGGUAAUAGAGGACCACCAGGACCGCCAGGUGAACCAGGACCAAUUGGCGCACCAGGUCAAGCAGGUCCAAAAGGACAACCAGGAGUGCCUGGAACUGUGAUUGAAAAAACUCUACCACCAGGUCCACCAGGACCACAAGGGCCACCUGGUCAACCCGGUACACAAGGACCAGCUGGACCGAAAGGUAAUCCUGGACAAGAUGGACAACCAGGACCACAAGGUGAUAUAGGAAAAGAAGGAGCACCUGGUAAACCAGGCAGCGAUGGAAUAACUGGACCACAAGGAGAACGUGGUUCUUCCGGUUCAUGCGAUCAUUGUCCACCACCACGAACAGCACCUGGCUAUUAA